This is a messenger RNA of Phytophthora infestans T30-4, 714 nucleotides long. Its product is annotated as mitotic checkpoint protein, putative. Gene Ontology annotation, cellular component: kinetochore; mitotic checkpoint complex; bub1-bub3 complex. Gene Ontology annotation, molecular function: ubiquitin binding. Bases 1 to 714 code for a protein of 237 amino acids. Lineage: Eukaryota; Oomycota; Peronosporomycetes; Peronosporales; Peronosporaceae. Gene Ontology annotation, biological process: mitotic spindle assembly checkpoint signaling. The record is from RefSeq and is a predicted model, not a curated record. The transcript is spliced from 2 exons.
AUGCAUGCAGCGGCUGUAAGACACGUUGGCUACUCUGUCGAGCUAGGUCUGGCAGUCAGCGGCGGCUGGGACGGCGCUGUCCGCGUCUUCGAUGUCCGCAAUGGAGGCAACGCCCAGAUCCACGAGGCCAAACUGCCAGGAAAAAUCUUCGGCUUGGAUAUGCAUCGUCACCUGCUAGCAGCCGCGACAUCUGAGCGCCAAGUGGCUGUCUACGACCUCCGGAACUUCUCCCAGCCAGUCGUAAGCAAGGAGAGCCCGUUGAAGUAUCAGAUGCGCUGUGUCGGUGUGUUCCCCGACCUCACGGGAUACGCGCUGGCGUCUGUCGAAGGUCGAGUGGCUUUGGAGUAUCUAGAGGACGACCCUGCACACAAACGCAGCUAUGCGUUCAAGUGCCACCGAGGCAAAGUGGACGACCAGACGCUCGUGUAUCCUGUGAACAGCAUCGCGUUCCAUCCGACGUAUGGGACGUUCGCUACGGGAGGUUGUGAUGGCGUUGUGAACCUGUGGGACGGCGCUAAUAAGAAGAGGAUAACGCACUUGAGGCAGUACCCGACCAGCAUCGCAGCGAUGGACUUCAACCGCGACGGAUCGAUGCUGGCGAUUGCGGCUUCGUACACGUACGAACAAGGCGAGAAAGACCACCCGAACGACGCGAUCUUCCUUCACACUGUGCAAGACGCGGAGAUGCGACCCAAGAAGAAAACUGCGGCGUAG